CGGUCUCCUUUUAGCUUCUCCGUCGGACUAAAGCGAACAGACACAGCCCACGACAGUGUGGUUUACGAGGACGCCUAGAUGAAAUGAAUACGCCGGAGUACUUGAACUAUGCUUGGCAGGGGUCCAUAGCGGUCACGAAUUAUGUCCUGUGUGCCACACUGGGCAUUAUGCGCUCGACGAAAUGAAUGCUUCCAUGUGCCAAUGCUUUCACCGCCCACGUGGCAAUGGCCAUCGUAGCCUGUGGCUCGAAUACCUUGUGCGUGGCGUUGUCAGAACUUUGCUCAAAUUGGGUUGGUAAUCACCCAAAGGUUGCAAUGGAAGUAUGUUAUGGAGUUGAAUUCAUAUCAGGCAAGAAGUUCAACAUCCAUUACAAAGCUAAAUUAAUACUUGGGAGACGGCGUUGCCCAAGUCCAAUUCCUGCCACGGCUAGGCCUGGUAGGGUGACGCUUGUCGUGCCUUUCGGCGAAAUGAAGGCACAAGGACCACGAGUUAUGAGAGUCGAAUCAUCUGAGGAAUUUCUUUUGUUAAUAAUAUUAGAUACUUGUUCAAAAUUAGAAGUUCCCAAGUGGGGCCUGAUCAAGAAGGAUCCGUAUAGAACACCCUUUUGAUAAAUUUGCGGCUGCUUGGUGUCCCAGCUGAAUGGAUCACUCCGCCACGUUCCUGGCCAGAAGUAGAUAUUCCCUAGGCCGUGAUUAUAGGAAAAUGCGCCCAAAAUGAAACUCCUGGUGGCCUACAGAUACCAAGUAG
This is a messenger RNA of Truncatella angustata, 747 nucleotides long. RefSeq lists its product as uncharacterized. NCBI's taxonomy places the organism in Eukaryota, Fungi, Ascomycota, Sordariomycetes, Amphisphaeriales, Sporocadaceae. The record is from RefSeq and is a predicted model, not a curated record. Bases 186 to 608 code for a protein of 140 amino acids. The transcript has 2 exons.